ACCUCGCGGGGGCCAGCUCUCCGCGCGCGCGCGCAUAGAUAGCCGCCAGUGCGCUAGCGAUUGAGUGAAAAGCCUGUCGCAACCACUUUCAGCCCGCUGCGAACUCCGCAGCGAUCCGGACUUGCAACUCCUUGCAUAGCCCACCUGGUGGAAACAGCUCGUGCCCACGCUGUCGCCGCGAGUGUUGGACCGCCGCGCAUACCAGCAUCCCAAAGCAAAAUGUCGACCCUCGCCGAAAAUUUGAUAGCCGCCGUCAAGGGCGUCGCCGCGCUGGCCGGCGCCGGCUGCGUGGCGCUCCUCGGCGCGCUCUACGCCUUCCAGCGCAAACUUAUUUUUGCGGGCCACGCCAUGGACAUCGGGCCCGCGUUACCGAUCCGAAAAGGCCGGAAGAUCGAGGUCGACGUCCGCAACGAGCAGCGCCCGCGCGGCGCGCCCGACGUGAUUGUGGGCGUCUACUUUCCUCCAACGAAACCGGGCGCCAAGACGCUGGCGUUCUGGCACGGCAACGCCGACCAGCUCGGAAAUGUCGCGGACUUUCUCGGCCAAGCGUUGCAGCAGCGUUUAGGAGUUGGUUUUCUCGGUAUCGAGUACCCGGGGUACGCUUUGUGUACGUCUGGGGAACCGACAGAAACAACCAUACACUGGACCUCGCAGCGGAUGCUGCGGCACCUCCGGGAAACCCUAAAAACGCCGGCGCGCGACACGGUAGCCUUCGGCCAGUCGAUCGGCGGCGCCGUAGCUCUGAAAGCGGCCCACGACGGGUUGGUCGGGAGCUGCGUCCUCCUGAGCAGCUUCGAGUCGAUCCCGGCCAUGGCGAAAGCUUUGUUUCCCUUCAUCCCGGCGCCGCGGGCCCUCGUGAAGGAUCCUUUUGAUAAUGCGAAACUGGCGCCCUCCGUAAAUGUGCCGGUGCUCUGCCUCCACGGCACGCGCGACGAGAUCGUGCCCUUCGCCCAGGGGCGGGCCAUCUGCGAUUUAUUACCCUCGUCUGAAUUCGUUUCAUUACCAAACUGCGGCCACAACGACACGUUCAACGGCGCGGCCUAUCGCUUGAUCGUCGACUCGCUGGCGGCGUUUCUCGAGGGCGCUGCCCGUUGGGGCGGCGGGCGCGUCCUCGGCGAGGGGUAAGUUGGAUAC
Molecule: messenger RNA, 1134 nt
Organism: Pelagomonas calceolata
Lineage: Eukaryota; Pelagophyceae; Pelagomonadales; Pelagomonadaceae
Source: the annotation of a GenBank genome assembly